Messenger RNA from Passer montanus (Eurasian tree sparrow), 4633 nucleotides. RefSeq names its product BOC cell adhesion associated, oncogene regulated (gene BOC). Gene Ontology annotation, cellular component: plasma membrane; axon. Bases 596 to 4135 code for a protein of 1179 amino acids. Gene Ontology annotation, molecular function: protein binding. The record is from RefSeq and is a predicted model, not a curated record. NCBI's taxonomy places the organism in Eukaryota, Metazoa, Chordata, Aves, Passeriformes, Passeridae. Gene Ontology annotation, biological process: cell-cell adhesion; nervous system development; axon guidance. The transcript is spliced from 21 exons.
GCAGGAGUAGCCGGAGCAGGGAAUUGUUUGGGAGUUCAGUCAUCCAAAAGCAGUCUCCCGUAUGGAGGGUCUGGCUUUCCGCAUCCCGGCGCCUCUUCCCUCCUCCUCCUCCUCCUCCUUCUUCUCCUCCUCCUCCUCCUCCUCCUCCCGCCGCGCCUGAGCUCAGCGCGGCCCCCAUCCCCAGCGCCAACCCGCAGAAAAAGCACAACCACCACCCUCAAACCAAGGGCCCCCUCACUUUCCCCUUCCCCGCAAAACAGGCUUUCCCCCCUCUUUUUAUCUCUCUCUCUCUUUUUUUUUUCUUUUUUCUUUUUUUUUUUUUUUUCUCCUCUGUGUGUGUGUGCGUGUGUGUGUGUGUGUAGUGAAUUCCCCGCAGAUCCGGCCUGGAAGUUCCCAGCUCCUGGAGUUAAGCCUCUUUGUUGCCUCCCUUCGUUUGGGGCAUCUUUGUGUUUCCCCCCGCCUGCUCCACUGGAGACCGCGGGGGUCUGGGACUGUGCUUCUCUUGCUCUGGAGGCAUUGCUUUGCAGUGCACAAGCCAAGAAUAAGCUCUAACAGAUGCUGCUCAGGCCAAGUCCAUGGCUUGUAUUCUGCCCACAUGCAAGAGGAGAUGUUCAGCACACAGUCCCCUUUCAGUUUUGCCUCAGACCUCACAGUGAGAAGAGAGAACAGGAUUGGAGCUGAGGAUUCUAGUGUGGCCCUGUUCCCUGCGUGCAUGCUGCCUCCCAAAGAGGAAUCCACUGCACACAAAUCCACUGCAUCAUCUGAGGCAGCUUAUGGGACCCUUCCCCGGGCGCCCCAGGUCACACCACAUGGGAUGGCAAUGACACGUGGACGGAAGAGGCCCAUGUCCCCCAUCCCUUGCCUCGUGCUUGCAGCCGCCAGCUGUUUUGCCAAAUUGAGUGAAUCUCUGCAGGUCACAGUGCAGCCUGCUUCUAUUGUUCAAAAACUUGGAGGCCCAGUCAGCCUAGGGUGUGUGGUGGACCCCCCCCGAGUGAACCUCACCUGGAGACUGAACGGGAAGGAGCUGGCUAGAUCAGACGAGGUGCUGGGUAUCCACGUGGAGCGAGGGAAGCUCAUCAUCACGGCUCUCAAUAACCGCACCGUGGGGCGCUACCAGUGCAUCGCUCGUGUGCCUGAAGGAGUCAUUGCCAGUGUCCCUGCAGUCGUCACCUUAGCUAAUCUCAAAGAUUUCAAGUUCGACGGCCAGCAUGUGAUCGAGGUGGAUGAAGGGAACACAGCUGUGAUUGCCUGCGACCUGCCUGAAAGUCACCCCAAGGCUCAGGUCCGCUACAGUGUGAAGCAGGAGUGGCUGGAGGCCUCCAGAGACAAUUAUCUUAUCAUGCCAUCUGGAAACCUUCAGAUAGUUAAUGCCAGCCAGGAGGAUGAGGGGACUUAUAAAUGUGCUGCCUACAACCCUGUGACACAGGAGGUGAAAACUUCAGUCUCCAGUGAGAGGCUCCGUGUGAGACGCUCCACUGCAGAAGCAGCCCGGAUAAUUUACCCUCCUGAGGCUCAGACCAUCAUUGUCACCAAGGGCCAGAGCCUUAUUCUGGAGUGCGUGGCCAGCGGGAUCCCCCCGCCACGUGUCACCUGGGCCAAGGAUGGCUUUGGCGUCUCUGCAUACAACAAGACGCGCUUCUUGCUCAGCAACCUCCUGAUUGACCCCACGAGCGAGGAGGACUCGGGCACCUACAGCUGCAUGGCUGACAAUGGCGUUGGGGAGGCCGGGGCCGCGUUCAUCUUCUACAAUGUGCAGGUGUUUGAACCCCCGGAGGUCACCAUGGAGCUCUCCCAGCAGAUCAUUCCUUGGGGCCAGAGUGCCAAGUUCACGUGUAAGGUGCGAGGAAACCCGCAGCCCUCAGUGAUGUGGCUGCGCAACGCAGUGCCGCUGUCGGGCAGCCACCGGCUGCGGCUGUCGCGCCGGGCGCUGCGGCUGCUCAGCGUGGGGCCUGAGGACGAGGGCAUCUACCAGUGCAUGGCCGAGAACGAGGUGGGCAGCGCCCAGGCCAUGGUGCAGCUGAGGACAGCCAGCCCAGGAGCUCCACUCAACCCUGGGCAAGAUGCCCAGCUGGACUUGGCUCAACCUCCAACACCACCUUCCAGGGACAGUGCCUUAAAGCUGCCCUUGGAUAAAGCUGGACUGCCAAAGCCUGGGACAACCCCUCUAGCAGCAUCUCCACAGUGUGCAGCCAACAAGGAGCUCGUGACUCCAGCUGAAGCCCCCAUCAUCCUCAGUUCUCCACGGACAUCCAAGACAGACAGCUACGACCUCGUGUGGAGACCCCGGCCUGACAGCAGAGCCCCCAUUCUCUAUUACGUGGUGAAGCAUCGCAAGCAGGUCACCAAUGCCUCAGACAGCUGGGCCGUGAGGGAUGUCCCAGCCUCGCAGCACCGCCUGACCCUCACCAGGCUGGACCCUGGGAGCCUCUACGAGGUGGAGAUGGCUGCUCACAACUGUGCCGGCGAGGGACAGACGGCCAUGGUGACCUUCCGCACCGGCCGGCGCCCAAAACCAGAGAUUGUUGCCAGCAAAGAGCAGCAGAUCCAGAAGGAUGACCCAGGCACGAGCACCCAGAGCAGUAACCAGGCCGACAACAGCCGUCUGUCCCCUCCAGAGGCACCGGACCGUCCAACCAUCUCCAUGGCCUCAGAGACAUCUGUGUAUGUGACCUGGAUCCCCCGUGGGAAUGGUGGGUUCCCCAUCCAGUCUUUCCGCGUGGAGUAUAAGAAAUUGAAGAAGUUGGGAGACUGGGUCCUGGCCACCAGCGACAUUCCUCCCUCUCGCCUCUCUGUGGAAAUCCCAGGCCUGGAGAAAGGCACAUCCUAUAAAUUCCGUGUGCGGGCGCUGAACAUCCUGGGAGAGAGCGAGCCCAGCGCGGCGUCUCGACCAUACGUGGUGUCUGGGUACAGCAACCGCGUCUACGAGCGCCCUGUGGCUGGGCCCUACAUCACCUUCACGGAUGCCAUCAACGAGACCACCAUCAUGCUCAAGUGGAUGUACAUUCCAGCCAGCAACAACAACACUCCCAUCCAUGGAUUUUACAUCUACUACCGCCCCACUGACAGUGACAAUGACAGUGACUACAAGAAGGAUGUGGUGGAAGGAGAUCGGUACUGGCACUCCAUCAGCCACUUGCAGCCAGAGACCUCUUAUGACAUUAAGAUGCAGUGCUUCAAUGAGGGGGGUGAAAGCGAGUUCAGCAAUGUGAUGAUCUGUGAAACUAAAGCUCGGAGGUCUCUUGGUCUGCCAGGUCGUCUUCCACCCUCCACAGUGCCCCCUCAGCAGCGUCCCCCACUCAGUGGUGGGCACAGCGGCCUGGGGACAGGAGCCAUGGUGGCCCGUUCCAGUGACUUGCCGUACUUGAUUGUAGGCGUUGUGCUGGGAUCCAUCGUCCUCCUCAUUGUGGCUUUCAUCCCCUUUUGCCUUUGGAGAGCUUGGUCCAAGCAGAAGCAAACCAUUGACAUGAGCUUCCCAGGAGCUGGGCUGCUGGUGUCAUCCUGCCAGUACACCAUGGUGCCUCUGAGAGGCAUCUCUGCUCCUCGUGCCAAUGGACAUCCCUUUGUUAAUGGGCAGCCCUAUGCCAGCAGGGCACAUCUGAAUGGCAUCUGCACCCCUGCAGGAGUGGGGUAUGCAAGCACCAAGCCCCGAGAUUACAGCCCUGAUGAAAUGCCACAGUCACAGGAGGAGACCAACACCUUGCUGCAGGCAAGAGUGCUGCAGAAUGGGAGUGCCCAGCAAGACUACCAGUCCUCCAGAUUGCCCAGCUCCAGAACAGAAGACAGCUCUUUCCUCUACAGUCUCCCAGAUGACUCCACUCACCAGCUUCUUCAGCCACAAGAUGACUGUCCUCACCUGCAAGAGCACUUUGCUGGUCUCCAUCAUCCAGUGAUAGGAAGCAAAGUGGGAGGCCCUAGCCUGGAUGCUCGACGGGAUACCCUCUUCCACCAAGGAAGCCCUUGCUGCUUAGGCCUAGUGCCAGUUGAAGAGGUAGAAAGACUAGACUGCUGCCAGUCCAGAGGAGAUCUCCAUGCUCAGAAUCUGGUGAUCACAUCUUUGGGUCAGGACCUACCAAGACAUCUGAACAGCAGUCCUCCACCACUGAGACCCUUAGAGACUCAUUCUCCCACCAGCUAGGGACCAAACUGCCUUUUACAAAAGACUUAUUCUAAAGAGAAAAAAAGAAAGGGUAUUUAUUUUUAUAUAACACCCCUAUUUAUAUAUUUAUGCACUUGUAUAUAGAUGUAUAUGUGUCUUUUAUAAUGCUAUGGAGACAGAAGGCAUCCUCAACAAGGUCACAGGAGGACCCAGGAAACAAGGCAGCAGCUCUCGGUGGCACCAUCAGAGCACACGAUGGAAACAGCUGGACAAGGGACACUGCAGGACAUGGGUCUAAACCAAGCUGCCAGCACCCUCUUGCAGCGAGGGUUUCACAACAAAUAAUGCUGCCCAAAAGGUCUUUUCCUUUCCCUCACAGGGAGGUUUGUUCCAGGAACGCGCUCCUGUGAAUGGACUGGAGUUAUGCACUCUGCCUAAUCAACUUAAACAACCUUUCACAUACACGCCAUCUGCAGCUGCCUAUCUGUGAAGACAAAUCCACGCUUUAACAUCUAAAAUAAAGGCUUUAGUCUUUGC